UAUAGGUACCUUCUAGAAGGCUAAGCUUAACUCCUCCGCCGAAGACGACCCCUCAACCAUCGGUAGACACAUACGCUAUCAUCUCCAUCUUAUUCAAUUCACAUUCGCUGACUCCUUUAAUUCUUUGUUCAAUAAACCACCAAAUAUCAUCCCAGCAUAUAAUCCCUUUUAAUCGUCAUCAGCCUGUGCCUUCAGUAUCCACAAGCAGCCACUCGGUCAUAGAGAAAUCUCGACACCCAAUAAUACAUAAACCCAGACCCUGAAAUUAGUACAUUCUGCAGCUACGGAGUAAGCCAAGUUCCGCAACUGCUACAGAAGCCGUACGAAUACGAAAUAAAUUUCUACCUGGGUGAUUCGGCGCCCAGCUUACGACUUUUAAUCACUUACGACUUUUAAUCACUUGCGCCUUCGUCAAAUCCAGUUAUUCUACUAUGCGAUGAUCAACGAAGAUGGAUUCUAUGACCCAUGACAAUAAUACUUUUAUGCCCCAGAUAUCGGUGCCCCCCUUGAUGAACCCCCCGCCUCAAAUAUUCGGGGCUUACAAUGCAGAAGGUUUACCGAUAUCUUCUAAAAUACCAGAUUUGACGGGUCCGCUUUUCAGUGAUGGAACCCUUCUCGAUGAAAGCAAUGAGGCGAAGCGGAGGAGGAUAGCGAGGGUUGGGCUCAAAUUUCUGCGAAGGAAUCUAGACAGGAAGCUGACGAUGGCAGGCUUGUGACAUGUGCCGGAAGAAGAAGAUCAAGUGCGAUGGGAAGUUACCGGCUUGUACGCAUUGCAUCAACUAUAAAACGGAAUGUAUUUUUACACAGGUCGAGAAGAAGAGAAACCCGCCAAAAGGGUGAGAAAUCUAGGUGGACGAGCAUUUAUUUCGGCCGCUGAUUUUUGAGUAGUGCGAAAUAUAUCGAGGGCCUCGAGAAUCGUCUAGGUCGCAUGGAAAGUUUGUUAAAGUUAUCUGGUUUGUCCCAUCAAUUCAGGCAUAUUCAGAUGUUCAAUGAUUGACGGAUAGUAUUUAAGGUCUCCUUAGCGAAGAAGAUGGUGGGCGAACGGACUUGGGUACGUUGGAGAAAAUAUUACAGGAAAAGAACCUUUCACGCAGAGCGUCUGCUGCCCCUGGUUCAAUUGCAACUUCGCCAGUGCAAAGUACUCCAGGUGGCCCCGUUGAUGUAAAUGGUUCGACCCCUCGGAGUACCAUAGCAUCCCCAGAACCAACCAGAGUCUCCGAGAAGCGUAAUAGUAAAGACGGUCGAAAUGGGGUGGGCGAGAAAAAAGAGGAGCCAGUAGAGGCGCUUUCAGAUAUGAUGUGCUCCUUAGUCACAAAUAACUGCGGAGAAACUCGAUAUAUAGGUAUGAAAUGUUGCUGGAUGAGAAGGACUUUGCUGACAAAUUUAGGAUCAUCUUCUGGAUUCUCCAUAUUCUCGCCUAAAGGUAUCUCAUGGGUCAACGAGAAGACAGGCGACUCAUCGUUUCAGGAAAUGAUUUCAUCCGCUUCUGUGGACGACAAUAAGAUGAUGUAUUGGAAAACAGAAGUUUUCUCGGAUUUGUUUGCACGUCCGGUAUGGAGGCGACUCCCUCCUAAAAACGAGUGCGUGUCUUUACUCAAGGACUUUUUCGAGAAUUUUAACUGCAUGUUUCCCCUUUUCCACCAACCUACGUUCAUGCAUCUAGUCGAUCGACAAUAUUCUAGUGACCCCUAUGAAGGCUCCGGGUGGUGGGCAAGUCUCAACUGUGCACUGGCCAUCGCUCAUCGUCUUCGUGUUAUGAGCCAUCUCGUGCCACAGGAGGAAGAUUCAAAAGCUUGGGGCUACCUUAAAAAUGCCAUGGGUGUUUUCACCGAGCUCACCAUGCGGAACACUGACUUACUCAGUGUACAAGCAUUGUUGGGAAUGGCUUUGUUUAUGCAGGGUACGCCUAAUCCCCAGCCUUCGUUCUUUCUUGUAGCAGCCGCUAUUCGUCUUUCACACAGCAUUGGGCUGCACAAACGCGGGUCUGGCUUCAACCUCAAUCCGGUGGAGAUUGAGCAACGCAAACGUGUAUUCUGGAUAGCAUACAUGCUAGACAAAGACAUCUGUCUGCGCUCAGGGAGACCUCCUGCACAGGACGACGAUGAUAUGAAUGUCGAACUACCUAGUGCCGACCCUGAAGAUAACAUUGGUAAUAUUCCUCUCGCCGAUGGGAAGGGAAAAGUUAACCUCUUCCGCUUAAUGUGUGAAUUUUCAACCAUCGAGAGCAAGGUAUACAAGCAGCUUUAUUCGACUAAAGCUUCAAAACAAUCUGAUGGGGAACUUCUAAACACCAUAGGGGAGCUCGAUUCUCAACUCGAAGAAUGGAAAGAUAGUAUCCCAGUCGACUUCCGUCCAGAGCACGAAAUCAAGGCUUCACAUACUCCACUAAUUCUUCACGUUGUCGUGCUUCAUUUCGCCUACUAUAAUUGCCUCACUACAAUUCAUCGAAUGUCUGUUCACCACGGAUACUGGACCAGCCGUCUUUCUAACUAUGCCAUCCAAGGACUGAAUGCUAGGCCUCUAAAUCCACGUGUUUUUUCUUCGGCCGCAUUGUGUGUGUCUGCUGCUCGCGCUUCCAUACAUCUCAUCAAAUAUGUACCUCAAGGCGACUUUGCUUGUGUCUGGUAAGUCAGAGUUGCACGUUACCCCAAUUAAAAGCUAAACAUAUUUAGGCUUAUUCUAUAUUUCCCCGUUUCUGCCCUUGUGACCCUCUUCGGCAAUAUUUUGCAAAAUCCUCAAGAUCCUCGGGCACGUUCCGACGUGCGUCUUAUGAACCUUGUUGUUAACUUUCUUUCUAUGUUGGGCACCGAGGAAGAAAAUGGGGGUGUAAAACGUAUGCUGGGGGUCUGCUCAGAGUUUGAGAGAAUAGCCAAAGUUGUUUUGGACAAAGCAGAAAAGGAAACAUCUACGAGGAGAAAGCGCAAGAGUCAUGAUGAUUCGGGUAAAUCAUCGCAUGUACCCAGGACUGGCCCACCACAGACUCCCAUGAGCCGUGCUCCUAAUUCCAUGCCUGGACCGUUUUCUCCUAACUCGACGAACCCUGUGAAUCUACAGAACGGCUUUAGUCCUCUGCAAGAUGCUUCUCCGAGCUCAAACUGGCAACCAGAUUUCGGUGCUUCUGGAAGCGAUUUCAUGGGACAAAAUACUGCGACACCGUUUGGAAGUGUUCAAGGUUUUACAAAUGAAAAUGAGUUCAACUCCCCACUAAAUCCAAAUGCUUUCCAACAACCUUUUGUCCCUCAGGAUCUCUGGCAGAUGCCAAUGACGCUGGAGUGGGACUGGGCAGAGAUGACGGGAGGCGUGUACCAAAGCUUUGAGAAUGGUAUCAUGGGUGACCCUAAUCUUCAUAUGAAUAAUAAUGCACAUCUACAAAAUCAAGGUGGGGGCUUGUAAGCUAUGAUUUGGCGUUCUCAUGGGGGAGGAAAAUUUGGAGGUAAAGGUGUUUAAUUAUAUUGGGCAUGUGAAGGGUUGGGAGAGGCACAGAUUAUGGACUCAUAAAGCAGUUGCUCUCAUGGUGAUUAUGGCGUCUCUCAAGGAGACUCAUCUAGCUUGGAGACAAAUAACUUUUGUUUUCCAAAAUUUCAGUGGGAAGGUGUAAACUUGGUACUCUCCUCCGAUUAUGUUGUGGCUUUCAAUAUGCCCAACCAAUGUAUUAAUGACUUACUAUGGAACAUUAUCACAAGAUGUACAAUAAUUUAAAUUACAAUAUUA
Messenger RNA from Sclerotinia trifoliorum, 3711 nucleotides. The record is from the annotation of a GenBank genome assembly. NCBI's taxonomy places the organism in Eukaryota, Fungi, Ascomycota, Leotiomycetes, Helotiales, Sclerotiniaceae.